CUUGAAAACGAACAGGCCUUGGCCAGUCUCCCAGCCCGUCUGACUGAGUUGUCCGGCCUUGACUGGGUUGAUCGACAGAUAAGCCUGGUUCAGGCCCUCUUGGCUGGAAAUAUCUUUGAUUGGGGCUCCGCGGAGGCAGUCAAACUUAUGCAGAAAUACCCUAUAAACACCUCUCGCCUCGACUUUAGCAGCACAAGCACCAAUAAGAAAGAUCAAUCGGCUGCUAUGCUCGCUACGUUUGAGGCAACUAAGAGUCAGCUUCAGGCCUUCAUGUUAGAACACUAA
Messenger RNA from Protopolystoma xenopodis, 285 nucleotides. Lineage: Eukaryota; Metazoa; Platyhelminthes; Monogenea; Polystomatidea; Polystomatidae. The record is from the annotation of a GenBank genome assembly.